Molecule: messenger RNA, 1376 nt
Organism: Nicrophorus vespilloides
Lineage: Eukaryota; Metazoa; Arthropoda; Insecta; Coleoptera; Silphidae
Gene: mtTFB2
Product: dimethyladenosine transferase 2, mitochondrial
Exons: 6
Coding region: 104-1372 (422 amino acids)
Biological process (GO): transcription initiation at mitochondrial promoter; rRNA methylation
Cellular component (GO): mitochondrial matrix
Molecular function (GO): mitochondrial transcription factor activity; rRNA (adenine-N6,N6-)-dimethyltransferase activity
Source: RefSeq, a predicted model, not a curated record
AUUUAAUUAAUCAAAUAACAAAUUGUUAAAAUGAUCAAUUCGAACUACUUCAGAUUAAUAUUGUUAGGUUAGUUUAGUUUAUUGAACAAUAUUUACUUUGAAAAUGCUUCAAAAAAGUAGAUUGCACAGUAUAUUCAUUCGCGGCUAUUGCGAUUACAAAAAAAGUUAUAUGACGCGGAAUUUGAAGAUGAAACACGGCUUGAAGAUUUCCAAAUAUUUCGAAUCCAUGCCCCACUUGAAGGAGAUCAAGGAAUUCAUCCCAAAGAAGUAUUUAUUGCAGAAGCGUCAAUACUCUGCUGAAAAUCUCUAUCUGAUAGAUUCGAAAAUAGCAAAGAGUAUAGUGAGGCAUGUCAUCCCUGCAAUUUGCAAUGGACCCCAAACUAUUUGUGAAACUGGAGCUGGUUUGGGGCUCAUCACCUCAGAGCUGUUAGACUGUAAAAUACCAUGUGUUAGGCUUUAUGAACCAUGUCAAGAUUUUAGGAUCACAUUGAGGGAUUUCAAUAGGGUUUAUCCAGGAAGGGUGGAACUUUUUGUUAAAGAUAUUUUCCAACUAACUAGAUUGUCUGGUAUGGACAAACUUGAUAGGAGCAAUAGAGUUGAUCAAUUAUUAAAAGGUGUCCCAAUAAAGGAAUGGAAACAUGGUCCUGCUAUGACAAUUAUUGGAACGAUGACGAGCAUAAGUUUUAUAACGUAUUUAAUGAAAAUGCUGGCUUUGCAAUCAGAAAUAAACACGCACGGAAGGAUACAACUUUUCACUAUAAUGAGACCAGGAGAUUAUGUUAAACUAUCCGCAGGACCGAGUAAUAAUUUACACACAUACCAAAGUUGGAGUGUAUUGUUCGAUUUAUUUUUCGAUCACGAAUUACUAGAAAAAUAUCCGCGUACAGCGUUUCUGCCUUGGGAGAUGAAAGCAAAAAUAACUAAUAAAACCAGAGUGAUAAAGAAAGUCGAUUUAGAGUAUAUGUAUUUUGUGAAAAUUAAUUUUAAGAAAGAACUACCUACAGAUAAUCAUCUGUUAUUACCAUUACACUAUUUUGUACGUCAGUUCUUUGGACGGGGAAAAAACAAAAUUAUUCCAACUUUGGAGAAAUGGAUUCCAGGUGUUGGUUUAAAUUUGCUGAUACCAAAAUUGGUGCAUAGUCAUUAUUACAACAAUUUAACUAUUUUUACUGAAUUCGGUGAUUUGACACCUCAAGAAAUCCUCGGACUUUUCAAGGAAAUGAUAAAUCACGAGGGUUACCAAGGCAGUUCAUUCGCUGCGAUGGUAGAAUCUGAGCUGUUGAAGUCUGAGACCCGAGAGACAUCAAUAAACGAUGACAUACCUUUCAACAAAGAUCUAAUAGAUGACCUAGAGGAGAAAAUAGAUAAUUAAAUAA